Messenger RNA from Macadamia integrifolia, 2732 nucleotides. RefSeq names its product 1,4-alpha-glucan-branching enzyme 1, chloroplastic/amyloplastic-like. Gene Ontology annotation, biological process: glycogen biosynthetic process. Gene Ontology annotation, molecular function: 1,4-alpha-glucan branching enzyme activity; hydrolase activity, hydrolyzing O-glycosyl compounds; cation binding. Gene Ontology annotation, cellular component: cytoplasm. Bases 440 to 2536 code for a protein of 698 amino acids. The transcript is spliced from 14 exons. The record is from RefSeq and is a predicted model, not a curated record. Lineage: Eukaryota; Viridiplantae; Streptophyta; Magnoliopsida; Proteales; Proteaceae.
AAGAAUACCUAUUUAAGGAGGUUGAGAGGUUUUCUUGUGUAGCGCACAACCCAUCACUUUUUCAUUUUCGGGCGCCGUAUGAUUUUUAGCUGUAGCUUGUAUCAUUCACGGUCCGAGGGGUGAGACAAAAACCGUGUGCGAUGUUUACGGCUCAACUCGCAAGCGGUCGAAUCAAACGUUUACUUUUAUGUUCUGCUUCUUGAAGAGAGACAAGCUCAGAGAGUGAAGCACCUGAGAAAGAGAAGAUGUACAGUUCUGUUUUUACGCAGACGCAUGUUAUUGGGCCUUCAUCGUCUUCCUGGAAAAGCUGCAGAAAGAUGGUGUCUGAUCCUGCUUGUUUUGCUGAUGAUCUUCUGGAUAGAGUUCCUUUACUUUCGGUAUUUUGAAGUCUGUGCACAAUUCUGCAAUAUCGUCCCUUUUAACUGAUGAAUGCUCAGCAAUGGCAAACAUGGAAAAAGAUAGAGACAAAAAUAUUGGAAUCAUGAGUUUGGAUCCAGGCUUGGAACCAUUUAAAGAUCACUUCAGAUAUAGGAUAGUGAGAUACGUGGAGCAGAAGAAACUUAUUGAAAAAUAUGAACGAGGUCUGGAAGAAUUUGCACAAGGUUAUUUGAAAUUCGGGUUUAACAGAGAAGAAAAUGGCAUUGUGUACCGUGAGUGGGCUCCUGCUGCACAGGAAGCACAAGUUAUUGGUGACUUCAAUGGAUGGGAUGGUUCCAACCACAUAAUGGAGAAGAACCAGUAUGGUGUUUGGGCUAUCAAGAUUCCUGAUUAUGGUGGAAAUCCAGCCAUUCCACACAAUUCAAGGGUCAAGUUUCGUUUCAAGCAUGGGAAUGGAGUAUGGAUUGAUCGAAUUCCUGCAUGGAUAAAAUAUGCCACUCUAGACACCACCAGAUUUGCAGCACCAUAUGAUGGUGUGUACUGGGACCCACCACCUUCAGAAAGGUAUGAAUUCAAACAUCCUCGCCCUCCUAAUCCCAAGGCACCACGUAUAUAUGAGGCUCAUGUAGGAAUGAGUAGCUCAGAACCCUGCAUAAAUUCAUAUAGAGAAUUUGCUGAUGAUGUGUUACCUCGUAUACAGUCCAACAACUAUAACACUGUCCAGUUGAUGGCUAUUAUGGAGCAUUCCUACUAUGGAUCCUUCGGUUAUCAUGUUACAAACUUUUUUGCUGUUAGCAGUAGAUCUGGGACCCCUGAAGACCUCAAAUAUCUCAUUGACAAAGCUCAUAGCUUAGGUUUGAAGGUCCUGAUGGAUGUUGUUCACAGCCAUACAAGUAACAAUGUGACUGAUGGUCUUAAUGGCUAUGAUGUCGGCCAAAGCUCUCAAGAGUCUUACUUUCACACUGGAAAUCGGGGGUACCAUAAACUCUGGGAUAGCCGAUUAUUUAAUUAUGCUAACUGGGAAGUUCUUCGCUUUCUUCUGUCCAACUUGAGAUGGUGGCUUGUGGAGUUCCAGUUUGAUGGGUUUCGAUUUGAUGGUGUAACAUCAAUGUUGUAUCAUCACCAUGGAAUCGAUUCAGUAUUUACUGGAAACUAUAAUGAGUACUUCAGUGAAGUGACUGAUGUUGAUGCUGUUGUUUAUUUAAUGCUGGCCAAUUGCCUGAUUCACAACAUCUUGCCAGAUGCAACUGUGAUUGCUGAAGAUGUAUCAGGUAUGCCAGCUCUGGCUCGACCUGUGUCUGAGGGGGGAAUCGGUUUUGAUUACCGUCUGGCGAUGGCCAUCCCUGACAAGUGGAUUGAUUGCUUGAAGAACAAGAGGGAUGAAGAAUGGUUAAUGAAAGAAAUUUCAUGGACCUUGACAAACAGGAGAUACACUGAAAAGUGCAUUUCAUAUGCUGAGAGUCAUGAUCAGGCCAUUGUGGGUGACAAGACCUUUGCUUUUCUCCUAAUGGAUAAAGAAAUGUAUUCUGGCAUGUCUUGUUUGAUGGAUGCUUCUCCUGUUAUUGAGCGAGGGAUUGCCCUUCACAAGAUGAUUCAUUGUAUAACAAUGGCGUUAGGAGGCGAGGGUUAUCUAAACUUUAUGGGAAAUGAGUUUGGUCAUCCAGACUGGAUUGACUUCCCAAGAGAGGGCAAUGGUUGGAGUUAUGAUAAAUGCAGACGCCAGUGGAACCUGGUGGACACAGAUCACUUAAGAUUCAAGUUCAUGAAUGCAUUUGAUAGGGCUAUGAAUUUGCUGGAUGAUAAAUUUUCAUUCCUUGCAUCGACAAAACAGAUUGUGAGCAGCACUAGUGAAGAAGACAAGGUUAUUGUGUUUGAGCGUGGAGAUUUAGUUUUUGUGAUCAAUUUUCAUCCCAAGAAUACAUAUGAUGGGUAUAAAAUUGGGUGCGAUUUUCCAGGGAAGUACAGAGUAACUUUGGACAGUGAUGCUUGGGAAUUUGGUGGACUGGGAAGAGUCAGUCAUGAUGUAGACCAUUUCACAUCCCAAGAAGGGAUACCGGGGUUGCCAGAAACAAAUUUCAACAAUCGUCCUAACUCCUUUAAAGUAUCGUCACCGCCUCGCACUUGUGUGGUUUAUUAUAAGGUUGAGGAAAAUAUAUAGUGAUGCUGAGUACGGCUGGCUGGUGGCAAGGAGAGUGGUGGAUGUCGUGACUCUGCAGGAGGGAGCUGAAGAGGCAGUUGUGGCCGUGGCCAGUCAACUUUAACUGAUGAUGAUGAGGGCAAGGAUAAAACUUGGGUAUAUCAUCAGAUGACUGAGCGACCCUUUAUUUCAAAACCGGCAUUCUAAGCCGAAAAUC